Messenger RNA from Trichoderma asperellum CBS 433.97, 9354 nucleotides. RefSeq lists its product as uncharacterized. Gene Ontology annotation, biological process: protein deubiquitination involved in ubiquitin-dependent protein catabolic process. The record is from RefSeq and is a predicted model, not a curated record. Lineage: Eukaryota; Fungi; Ascomycota; Sordariomycetes; Hypocreales; Hypocreaceae. Gene Ontology annotation, cellular component: cytoplasm; nucleus. Gene Ontology annotation, molecular function: K63-linked polyubiquitin modification-dependent protein binding; cysteine-type deubiquitinase activity.
AUGGCUCUCCUUCGAUCUGUCCUGGAUCACGCCGUAUUACCCCCAAACGUGCCUGGGAAAAGAGAAAAAGAAGAGAGUUAUGAGGAAAUAUCCGACGAUCUUCUCACCAGAUUGCAGCGAGCUUGCAAACAGGCGGAAGGCCUGGCAGGUCAGCCUUUCUCUAAUGCUAUCUGCUCCUUGAGCGAAUCACUUCAAGCAUGCCGCGAGUUGAAUCGUGGAAGACUCGACAAAGAAACUAUGCUGCGAUACUUUGCGCAAAUCAAGCCACAGGAUGUUCUGAUCCUCUAUGUGAUUGAACAAAACGCCGCCAUCCUCAUAAGGCAUGAGACCAAUGAGAACGGGCAAGACUCAAUUAUCAUAGAGUCUUUCGAAACAUCUCCGACGACUGAACACGUACUUGCUGCCGAUAAUGCCCUUCAAUGGGAUUUCCCAGGACGCUCUGUCCGUUUGUCUCUUGCAGAGUUCAAUGAUAAGAACCUUCAGGAAGCGCUUGCAUCAUUUCUCGAGCGAGCUAGCAUGGAGUCAAUUCAUAGCCUCCAAGCUCAAGCUCGAAAGGCUGGGAGAGCCGUGUCAGAGCUUCGAGACACGUCCGAUCCGGCUUUGAUAACGCAGAUGCUAAUGGCUAUCCUUGAGGCUAUCGGCGACUUUGCUGCAGUUCCAACUCUCAGAAAGAGAAUUAGAGACGAUGUUAACCUCUUAGAGGCGGCAUCAUUGCCAUGGAGAAGACUCCCUUUCUGGCUGGUCUUGAGGGUUGCAGCCCAAAGACAGCUUAGUAUUUCUCUUGGUCAAAGUGGACGAGCUUGUUACAAGUUAUUAAUGAGUAUUUUCUUUGCCAAUUUACUCCAAGACGCUACCACAUCACUGCUUGCCACCCUUGAGCCUGAGCCUGAGCUUGUCGUCACUCUUCGAACAAAGCUAUGUCGUCGAAUGAUCAAGAUUGACCGGGAGAAAACUCACCUACAAACGCACAAAGACGCCUUUGAGAGUUUCUUCAACAACGCUGCGCCGACAAUUAAAAGUUCAAUUGAAUUUGCAAACAGCUCUGUCGAAUCUCUAUGGAAUGAUAUAAAGAAAGAAACAGAACGAUCCAUCAGACGACUUCCCCAACGAGUGCCUGAAAAGUCUUUGCGGUUGUCACUGAUGAAUAGCCGCGAUCACCUCGACAAGCUUUUGGCUGACAAGCAAGCUCCUCAGCCCCUAAGCAAUGUGUCAUCGGAUCUUCCCCGGCAUUUGGUUGAGCAAAUUGGGGAAACUCAUAAUUUUUUCAAUCGAAUAUACGUAUUAAGUCAGCUGGAGCAGAAAAUUGAGCUCGAUAGUCGGCUUGCCUCGAGCACUGUCGACGGUAGUGAAAGUCACUGCCAGAGACUUGCUGACCAAAUUCACAAGGUCUUUCAGGAGAUUGGAAAAGCCUAUGAUGGCGACCCAAUUCUUCAGAGUUCCAAGGCGCUCGCGAUAUUUGAACUCUGGAUGCGGAUGGACAAAUCUGCCCUCAUAUGCUGUCCUCUGUUGGGCAACUAUCGCCCGGUCUUCAAGCCUGAACUCCUCGAUGUCCUUCAACUGCCCUCCCUGUCUGAUAUGAAGCGACUCUUGGCAAUUCAGGAUUAUCUUGAUAAUCGCCACGCAAAAGCUCAACAUGGCCACAUUCUUGAAGAUUCGUAUACGGUCAGUUUCGCCAAACAAUAUGUGAAGCAAUCAGAGCAGAUGAAGAAAGAUAUGGCAACUAUCGAAGACGCAGCGCAGGCAAACCGUGAAGCUAAGAUUGAAAAUUGGGAAAAGGUUACAUCUGAGUAUGAAGAACGUACUCAAAAUAUUAAUACAACGGGUUGUUCCUGCACAUUUAAACAUGGUGUUCGAAAUAUUCAAGGCUGCACGAGAUGCUGGCACUGGAGGUGCCGUAAUCGGCUCCGAGUGCAACACCACGAAGAUUUUCUUCCAGAUGGCGAAGCCAAAAAGUGUCAAAUCGUUUUUGAAUUGCUAAUUCCCAAAUAUCUGUCUGCUUACCGCAAUGCAACAUGGAAGAUCCUCAGAGAUUUAGCGCACCCUGGCCGCCUGCGAUCAAAACCACCUUUUACUUCGUUAGCUUCAUGUCCCCUACUGUCGAACUUUAUGACGGCAGAUGGCACGAAUAUUUCGCUCGCAUCACGAAAGAAAUGCUUCAUAGAAACACAUUACAGUUUCAGUGAGGGAUUGGUGCCGAUGAAUAAAAUCAUCUUGCCGUUUGCAGCAGACUUUCGUUUAUACGACCAUGGGGCCAAAAUGUGGGCGAGCGAUCUUGCUAAAGUUCCCACGCUGUAUCAUAUUUGCGGAAUUCGAGUUCCAAGAGGACUUUCCAGCACCGUUUUGAUACCACAACAACAUCCAGCUGAGGAUGUUGACGGUCCAUCCUCUUAUGAGACCCAAGCCAAUAUCACCAGAUGCCCAUCCACCAUGUCUCUGGCAGAAUUUUCGACAUAUCAGAAGCUCCUUGCUGGAAAAUCUCGCCGCUGGCUAAAAAUCCUUGUGGAACUUGGCUCUUCUAACCUCGAUUUCAGCAGUGAAGACACAACCUCUUUGCUUACUCAGUUGACUGUCCAGGCCGGUCCUCGUCUUCUUGGGGAUUCAGGUGCUCUACGUAAAGUGCAUUCAAUUAUGACAGAUGCGCAUUUUACCAGGGGCCUGAAAGAGCAGAUUAAAAAUCGGUUGGAUUCUAUCCGUACAAAUUGGAGAGAAUCAAGCGGCAUGGAACUACUUAUCAGCCUGAGUUUGCGAGCUUUCUCUUUACUACCUGAUGGCAAAAUGCGCAGCGAGUUUGAACAUCUUCUCAAAUUAGCUAGGGCUACUGCUCUAGAAUGGAUCAAUGCAUCUCAAGAAGAAUCUAGGAAGGCUCAAGACAAAAAGGAUGCUCAUAGAAUCUCCAUUUAUAGCCUAAAGGCGGCUUUGCUAUGUCGUAGGACUUUCGAGAUCUAUAUUAGACACGAGACGGCGCUUUUUUCAACUGAUCUUUCUUCUUGGAUUCGAGCUUCAAUGGCCCUUCAAGAAACUCAAGUGGUUGGCAUCAACAGUCUGCCAGAUCUGGUCAAAACCAUGUUUAUCCAUGAUGCAAAGAUGACUUUUCGCCUUAGCUCUUUGAUUCACAAUGCAGUUGAAGCUCAUUCAAAGAUCAUUGGAGAGGCUAUUGACAUUAACUGGCAGAAUAGUACCAAUAGCACGGCCCAGUCUGAAUCAUGGACGUUUCUUCCCUAUCCACACGAGAAUUGGAUUCGGUUCGUUGUGGACGAAAAUUUUGAGCGCUUUCAAAGCAAACAGGUUUUCCAUUUACAUAUUUUGGAAGGUCAUUACCUCGUCAACGGAAAGCGACGAGGGAGUCUCCCGCCAGCUAUGCUUAACGAUCCCACUAUCCAGCUGUUAUUCGGAGACCACAGUUUAUACGUCUAUCCUUCGUCCAUGUGCGGUAUGGACUAUAGACUUGACCGAUGUUUUCAAGAUCAGAUCAUUCAUUUUGCCCAACGCCAAUCUCGGGUCGUUGUACGAGCACAAAAAGGAGAUGUAAUUUACGAAUUCAUUCCCAGCGCCAUUUUCAAUCUACAUAACCCCAUGACAUUUGAUCUACCUAUGAGUCUAGUAGAUUCCUGCUACCAUUGGCUAGACCUGCAAACUGGUAUUCUGGAAAUUCGGCGGCAUAAUUCAGCUUGGUGGAGCCGGCCUCGCGACUGGAGGUUGGAUUUUUUUAAGGGGACAGCAACUCGUGGCGGAAAUGUUAACCUAGUUGAUCCACGAUCUGCUGAGUUUCAACAAGUGGCCAGUAUAUUCCGACAUUUUGAAACGCCACAAAAGCUAACAGUCUUCCAACCGGUAGCACGAAGGGGCACACUCUCAGUUGAACUACGUCAUCUAGACCUUGAGUUCUGCGUCAAUGAUAUCGGCUUACUUGACUGCAGGCAGCUCAAAGCAUCUAUAGACCUCAAUCAAGACGCUGGAACAUGGUAUGGGCUUGCCAGUAAAAUCGUGUUACGAGACAUGCAAGACGAGACAAAGAGAAGCAUAAUUGUGCCCAAUGGAAAAUUGACGUGGGCACGUCACCACAGCGGCAUACAUGUAUGCUCCUUCUCAAAGGACUCUGAUGGGUACUUUCGAUUCGACAUUGACGAGGCUCUUGGCCGUUUAUCUGCACCGGCAGAACCAAUUUUGUUAUACAAGAAAGCUCUAUACCACGCUGUCACAUCUUUCUGUAUACCGGAUCCUCUAACAGGAGUAACCGGAACGGAGGAAGCAAUCCGCAUUCUGAAAUCCGGUACAGCCCAGCCAUGGUCACCCACUUCUUCUCCAAACCUUCAGGAAUUUAUAUCUUUGCUCCCUCAGCGAGAUUAUUAUCCUGCAGAUCUCAGACGCUUACAGAGGGUAGAAUGGAAUAAGUCUCUUACGGUGACCAUCCAAAGUGACCAAUUCGAGACUCUAAUUCGAAAAAUUGAGGAGAAGGCAGCCAAGCUAGCUAAAUUUUCUCAAGGAACGGAAAUUCACACGAUGCCUUCUAGGAAAGAAACUCAACUACGGCUCCGCGCAAUAACUCGUCGCUCGCUAUAUGAGCGAACAAACGAGGACACUGCAUAUCUACGGCAAUCUGAUAAGAUAUACGUUCCUCGUGAUAGAUCACUGGAUGCCAAUAGUAGCAAGGUAUACAGAAUUGCCAACAUGAUACACUCAGGAUCACCGCAUAUCGAGAUAAAGCGCAGUCUGCAAGAAAUUCUUGAAACUUGGGACUAUAUCGAUGGCUUCCAUAAUAGUUCUUUAUUGAGUACAGAACCUCUCCUAAAGCAAAUGGAUGACCCAAUCAACCAACGCUUUGGCUCGCUUAUAAACUUCUGUUGUGAUGAGAAAAAUGUAUUCUCGUCAAUCUUCCAGCUAAGUUUAAUCUUGUUUCGCCCCAAGGCCGAUAUGGACGUUAUCAACUUUUUGACGGCAUUUUGCUGUAUCAAAGAACUCAGGGACUUAGAGCGUCCAAUGUACUCUGAUUUUUCGCGCUUCAAAGACCGCGGACCUCCUACAAUUGAGAUCCUUCAGAAGUUCAUUGCCGAAGGAUUCAUACCGUGCCCCUCGGUGUCUAAUAAUGGUAAGGAACAGCAGAGAACAGAGGAAAGCCACGAAAAAGAAUGUGAGAGCCAAGGGAAAUUAUUCGCUAAAGCGCUUCUUAAACUUUGGCCUAAACUUCCAAGCAGUCCUAGUCCCAGCGAGGUCCAUAUCCUGCCCCAUAUCAAUAUUUCCACUGCAUUACACACUAUUCAGCCAGACUGGGAUCGUAGACGACAAAAUGAUCUGUUGGCAGCUUAUAUUGGUCAAGUUGACAAUAUUAUCUUGCAAUAUCAAGGUCUAUUCAAUAGCUCUAGCUGCUUCUCAAAGAAACCGGGACAGUGGCAGCCGAGAAACUUCAAUCUUCUCAGUGCCAAUUAUCAAGAACCUGUUCCAUCUGUUUCGCAAGAUCUUGUGAUCAAAGCUGGCCCAGAACUUCUUCGAAUCGACAGCCAUUUCAAAUCUACUAAGCCAAAAUCACAAACCAGCAAACUUCAACAAGCGCCACUUGAACUCGUCGAAUUAGGCCAAAUACUAGAUUCCUUUUCUAAUUCAGCAAACACCCUGCGUCAUAAUUAUAGUGGCGACCUUCUUCGCAGUUUGGAAGCUUUGGAGCAGAAUAACCACAUAAGAGGUGCCGAUUCGUUGGAUUUCAUUCCUGAUAUAAUGGAGAUAACUUAUGCCAUCGAAGAUACCCAGGUCGCUGCAUCCACAUAUCUGCAAUUGAUCAAAACUGCACUUUGGUCAAGCGAUACUCGAUUCACGUGGCUCGCUUUAGGAGAUCUUCUGCCAUGCAAAACUCCUAUUGAGAUGCUCGAGCUUUUGCAAUCUCGCGCUAAUCAUCAUUUUGGCAUUGGCAUGAAGGAAGCUCUUAUACAUUAUGGCUGCGCAAUUGCAGAAACCCAGAGAUUAAACCGUCUGAGAACUGCUAUACUUUGUGGUGAUCAGCGAGCUAUGUAUGAAGAGCUUCACAAUGUCGGCCAUGAGAACUGGGAUCCCGCGCAAGAAGAUUCUGAUUGGCUGCUAUUGGAGAUUGACAGCAACAUGCUGAUUCGUACGGAUCAAGUUGAUGUUGCCCGAGCAAUCAUUAAUCCCACAUCGGGCGAGAAUAGCGUUCUACAAAUGAAUAUGGGGAGAGGUAAAACAUCCUGUAUCAUGCCCAUGGCUGCAGCUACGUUGGCAAAUGGGAUGGAUGUUUCCCGUCUUAUAGUCCCCAGGUCUCUUGUAAUGCAGACAGCCUAUAUGAUACAUGCACGACUAGGCGGCCUCGUUGGAAGAGAAAUAUGCCAUAUACCAUUCUCACGCCAAACAUCGACUGCAGAUCAUAUAAUUCAAUUAUACAAAGAUUUGCACCAUGAUAUCCAAGGAUCUAGAGGUUUAAUCUUGACGAGCCAUGAACAUGUGCUGUCGUUCAGACUAUCAGGGCUACAGCGCCUUGCGGAUAAUAAGUUCAAAGAAGCCAAAUCAAUGAUCAAUUUCCAAAAUUGGCUUGACACUCAUUGUCGAGAUAUUUUAGAUGAAUCAGAUUUUACCUUGUCCCCGAAAACUCAGCUCAAUUAUCCUAGUGGAUCAGAGAUGGCAGUCGACGGACAUCCAUUUCGAUGGCGGGUUGUACAGGGUCUUCUAUCUAUGGUGUCCGAGUAUUUGCCGCGACUACAGGCAGACUUUCCACAUAGUAUAGAGGUAUCGGCAACAUCUAGCUGGCUUCCUACUGUUCAAUUUCUACGAACUGAUGUCGAAGAUGAGCUUCACCGGCUCAUAGUAGAAGAUGUCGCUGCCGGCAAAGCUCCUUUUCUCUACAGAGAGGGAAUAGCUGAUGAAGACACGCGAACAGCUAUCAAGCGGGUGCUUUCUGAGAAGACCCUUGAUAAAGAGGCGUUCAAGAAAGCAGUCAAUUCUUUCUCGCGCCCUGAGAGCGCAGAAAUAACACUACUCACUGUUCGAGGGUUAGUUACCUGCAAGAUAUUAGUGCUCUGCCUAGCAAAGCGAUGGAAUGUGCAAUACGGCCUACAUCCACACCGGCCUCCCGUCGCAGUCCCCUAUAUGGCUAAAGGCGUACCUUCGGAGUUAUCCGAGUACGGCCAUCCGGAUGUUGCCAUCAUGUUGACAUGCCUAAGCUUUUACUCGGCUGGACUGUCAUUUGCGCAGUUCCGAGAAGCCAUAAAGCAUGUAUUGGAUUCAGAAGACGCAGCAUUUGAGUAUGAGAAGUUGACUUCGGGAUCAAUUUUACCCCCUUCUCUACAGCAUUGGAACUUUAUAAAUCUAGACGAUGAGUCUCAGAUGAAGCUUCUUUGGGAACACCUGUUGCGAACCCAAGUUGUCACUGACUAUUACAUGAACAAUUUCGUCUUCCCACUCCACGCCCGGCAAUAUACUAUAAAAUUGCAAGCUUCUGCGUGGGAUAUUCCUCAGGAUACCAAACCAGAAACAACUCGCCGUGCACGAACGACAGGUUUCAGUGGCACCAAUGAUAACAGGUAUUUACUACCGAUGACAAUUCAGCAAGAAGAUCUCCCCGAUCUCCUUCAGACAAAUGCUGAGGUCUUAUCGUAUCUGCUGCAGCCUCGCAACAGGAGAUAUGCUGUCAUGGUGGACCGCAACCGGCGACGUCUCAGUGAGCGUAACAUGCUGGCAGAGCUAUCAAAGCGAGAUAUCAUGGUUCUAAUAGAUGCUGGUGCAUAUAUCCUUGAGAUGGGAAACCGGGACUUGGCUAGGCUGUGGCUUGAAGUCGACAAGAAGAAGAAGUCGGACGCAGCUGUUUACUUUCGUGCUGACAACAGUGCUUGGGUUACCUUCAGAGAUCCGGCGAAGCGAGAUGCACCGCUGCUGGCCACACGGCUAGCGAAUGACCUGAAAGAUUGCAUCGUCUAUUUCGAUGAGGCUCAUACCAGAGGAGUUGACCUCAAAUUACCAGCAGAUGCACGGGCGGCACUAACUCUAGCACUCAAGCAGACGAAAGACAACACAAUGCAAGCGGCCAUGCGCCUUAGACAAUUACGUACAACUCAGUCCGUGACCUUCUUCGCCCCGCCAGAAGUCGAUAUGAGCAUCAGGGAUAUUUGCGGCCGGCGUUUUCCUAUUAAAAGCCGCAUAGAGUCUCCUCACGUCAUUUUCUGGCUUCUAGAGCAAACCUGUAGGGCAAAUGAAGACUUACAUCCUCUAUUCCGGGCUCAGGGUACCGAUUUCUGCCGGCGUGCAAAUGCAGUCCUGCAAUAUCCCGACUUUCUUACUUCAAAGUCUUCUGAAUCUAGCCUAGUCAAAGUAUUGCAACAGCAAGAGCAUCAGACUCUGGAGCAGCUCUACAGCGGCUCAUCUCACGACCCAUUACAAGGCCUUGGGGAAAUGAGCUCAUCUCGCCUUCAAGGAUUUGUAGACAAGCUAUCUCAACACGAUAGUACAGACGCUUGGCAACAAGAUGCAUUUGGAGAGGUGGAGCAAGAACGUGAGCUUGAAGUACAGCUUGAGACACAACGUCAUACAGAAAGACCCGUUCACUACGAGGCAUUCCACUUUCCAGGUCUGAGCUCAACUAUCUUGAGCUUCUUAGAGACCGGGGAACUAGACAUUGCCGCUGGAGAAGUCGAUCAUGCUUUUGACUACAUUGGCCAGACGGAAACUGGCAAAAAGCACCGGAUUUGUAGCACUGGAUCGAGAUUCUUUGUCUCAAGAGAAUUUGGUCGGACAAUUGUGCUCUAUCAAAAAAACCAAAAUGUGGGGGAUCGGUUCCUACGUCCCGUAGAAUGGAUUCUCUGGAGCGUUUCAACUCAGACCGCCCUAAUCAUCAUUCCCGAAGAGGUUGAGCUGCUUAUUCCGAGGCUUCGGCAUGUCGGUAUCGAAUCAGAUGUACACCUAAUUGCCUAUGCUCCUCCUAUUACACGAGCUAUGACGCCUUUUAAUCGGCUUGAUUAUUAUACAUUGCCCCCAAUUCCCACCAACACUGAGUUCCCUUCAUGGUUCAAAGUGGAGCUUGGCAUUUUGGCAGGCCGCCUCUACACGGACUACGAAGAGUGGAAUCUCGUAAACGCCUAUAUGAUGGCUUCUCAAGCAGAUACUCCAAUUAGCUCUACGUUUUUGUUGGAAUGGCUUGGUGUCCGCUGCCGGGCAAACGAUGUACUUCACACUCCGAUUGGGUACAUCUGUCUUGGCAGGACCCCAGCUAAAGAUCACCCGUUUUUUGCACGAAAUACGCAUGUAGCGACUACGAUUCUCACAGCCUUUCCAGAGGAUGAAGGCGCUGAAGAGCUAGAGAAUGAAGAAUGGGUAGAGACAGAGGAGGAAGAUUGGGCGGAGGAUGCGGAUGAUAAGGAAUGA